AUUAGCCACCACAGGAAACACAAGCUCUCCGACCUUUAUCAACAUGGAUGACAUUGAUCUGCGACGUCAUUUGGAAAACAUGGAGUGCCAUUUCAAAUGGCAGUUAGACUGUAGCCCAUCUAAACUUGAGAACCUCUACCAAGAUCUCCAGGAUCGCCUUCAGACUGGAUGCACCUGGAUGAGCCAGUUGAAGAACCUCCUUGGAUAUGUCCUUCAUGCUCUGGGCUCCAGGGACGAAGCCUUGACAUGUCUUGAGAAAGCAGAGAAGACAAUCAAAGAGCAGGGGGAUAAAGAGAAAGACAGCCUCCUGCUGGUCAACCAGGCAAACCUCGCCUGGGUGCAUUACUUUAGGGGUGAGCUGACAGAGAGCCAAGCUUAUUUGGAAGAAGUGACUCGACUUCAGGAGACUUUACCUGCCCCAUCUGGUUCCCAAAUGUACCCAGAGUUAAGUGGUCAGAAAGGCUGGGCACUGUUAAUGUUUGAGACAAGACACAAACAACAAGCAAUAGAGUGCUUCAAAAUUGCCUUGAAAUAUGCACCCCAGAAAAGACACUUCCACAAAGGCCUUGCUCUUGCCAUGGGAUGGGGUUACACAGAAUCAGAAGUUACCCCAGAGUUGAAAAGGGAAAUUGUAGAAAAGCUUAGGGUUGCAAAACUAAUGAAUGAAAAUGACAUAUGUGUUGCAGCAUUGCUUAUUAAUUUACUUCUCAACAGUGGGGAGAAAGAAAAGGCUCAGGAAGAGGCAAACAAAUUGGCAGAAGAACUCAUUGCCUCUGGAUGUCUUGAUGGUCUCAACAAUGUCCUGCGUCUUAUGUAUCGCUUAAAUGAAUAUGACAAAGCCAUAGAUGUUGCAAAGACUAUGUUGGAUUUAUUUCCACGUUCAACCCGAGCAAAGAAGAACCUCGCUAUCAGCUUGUAUUGGAAGGUCAUUUUCUUGAAGGAGAAAACUGAGGAGCGAACCGCUAUGGCCACAAGGGCUAUUGCCCUUUAUGAGGAGGUGAACACUCAGCAUUUUGUCAAGGGGCGUCGCAGUCUUGCAACAAUGUAUGUGAAAGUAGACAAUUUUGAUGCUGCAAAUAACAUUUAUGAAAACCUUUUAGGUCAAGAACACCUCUGUGAUGCAGAUAAGCAACUCCUGUACACGGAGUAUGGUCACUGUCUUUACAAGUGCAAUCGUAUCUCUGAGGCAGUAGACAUGUACAUAAAAGCUGUGCAAGUUCCUGUAGUCUCUGACAACAGAGAUAGGUGUAUUAAAAAACUUGUGUCACUUGUCAGAUAUGGAAGGCAUAACAGAGGUGAUGAAAUCUGGGCCUUUCUGCUUGACCUGCUCUGUGUUAGCUGCAGGCAUAAUGGGCGUAAAUUACUUCUGAAGAAGUGAUUAUCACAUGGUGUAGCACAUGUUUUCAAGAAUAGUUUAAAAUAGUUCAAAAUAUCUUUCAAAGCUACCUGUACAGAGUGUAGAACUAAUCACUGUCUGAUAUGUAAAAUGGGAUUAAAAAAAAUAAAAUAGAAAUUAAUUACACUCUGUGUUUUAUGUGGAAGAAACUUCCUUUGAUAUAUUUAUUCUGUUUGUUGUCAUAGUUCAGUUAGUUGUCUCUUCAGAUUGUUUUAUCUCUUCACACAUUAGUUCAACUGUUUUUUCUCCAAAAAGUAAACUUGCUUCCCAUACUAUUAAGAUCUUGUGUGCAAGUUCCAUUUACACUGACUAUGGAGAUUUAUUUUUGAUUACUGUGAGGGUUUACUUCUUUUUAUCACUGUAUAUUUGCACUCUUUUCAGAUGGGUCUGAAUAAAAUAUGUUUGUAAAAUGGUUGA
Alosa sapidissima (American shad) is the source of this 1813-nucleotide messenger RNA. Its product is annotated as interferon-induced protein with tetratricopeptide repeats 2-like. The record is from RefSeq and is a predicted model, not a curated record. NCBI's taxonomy places the organism in Eukaryota, Metazoa, Chordata, Actinopteri, Clupeiformes, Clupeidae. Gene Ontology annotation, molecular function: protein binding. Gene Ontology annotation, biological process: defense response to virus. The transcript has 2 exons. Bases 44 to 1378 code for a protein of 444 amino acids. Gene Ontology annotation, cellular component: cytosol.